AUGGGCAUCUUCUCCGAUUUUUUAGAAGAUUUUAUUGAGAUUUUCAUGGACAACUUUACCGUCUAUGGGGACACGUUUGAGCUAGGGCUCUAUAGCCUGAACAGAGUGCUGGAGAGAUGCCGACAGAAGGACCUGGUCUUGAACUUUGAGAAAUGCCACUUCAUGGUGACUGAGGGCAUCGUACUGGGCAAUGUUGUGUCAAGAAGAGGGAUUGAAGUUGAUCAAGCCAAGGUGGUUGUUAUUGCGAAGCUUCCAUACCCCACUAAUCAGAAGGAAAUCCGAGCUUUCCUGGGCCAUGCAGGCUUUUACAGACGCUUCAUAAAAGAUUUUGCAAGGAUUGCCCAGCCCUUGACGAGUCUUCUACAAAAUGAUGUGGUGUUUGAGUUUUCCGAUGCCUGCAAAGCCGCCUUCCAGAUUUUGAAGGACAGAUUGUUCAGUGCGCCAAUCAUCCGCGCCCCCCGACUGGAGUCACCUCUUCGAGGUGAUGUGCGACGCAAGCGAUUAUGCAGUAGGGGCGGUGCUGGGCCAAAAGAUCGAUGGGAAAAGCCACGUGAUAUUCUACGCUUCGAAGACUCUCAAUCAAGCGCAAAAGAAUUGUGA
Salvia splendens (bonfire salvia) is the source of this 600-nucleotide messenger RNA. RefSeq lists its product as uncharacterized. NCBI's taxonomy places the organism in Eukaryota, Viridiplantae, Streptophyta, Magnoliopsida, Lamiales, Lamiaceae. The transcript has a single exon. Bases 1 to 600 code for a protein of 199 amino acids. The record is from RefSeq and is a predicted model, not a curated record.